AUGUUGGCUAACGGUCAAGAGGUGGAUAUUUGGUAUCAACCGUGGAUACCGUGGAUGGACUAUGUUGAAUUUAGGACUGUCAUGGAAGAAGUCCGUGUCCGGGCGCCAAAUCUAAGGACUGUAGCUGACCUCCUUCGAGGAUCACCCUUGGAAUGGCGAAAGGAGUACGUUUUGUACUUGUUUGGUCGAGAGAAGGGAGAAAGAAUACUUUCAAUUUCUUUGUCUAAUCGGUUGGGGAGAGAUACUUUAAUUUGGAAGGAGGCUCGGGAUGGAAAGUUUAGUGUAAAAGGGGCUUAUUGGUUUGAGCAGCAGGGAAGAUUCAAUAGCAACAAUGAGAUUUGGAGAUUGACAUGGGAUGGGAAGAUGCAUCCGAGACAGAGUAUUUUCUUGUGGAGAUUGUGUGUAGGGGCCCUGCCGACUAAAGAUAAAUAUGCAGGGGAGAGUAAUCAGGAGUGUGUGUUGUGUGGCUUUUGUUGCGAGUCGGCUGACCAUUUAUUUAUGCAGUGUCCUUUGUCGAGGGCUUUAUGGCUUGGUGCCCCUCUGCCUGUAAAAUCGAAUGAGGUCUCUGGCGAGAAUUUGAUGAUGAAGGUGCUAACUCUGGUGAAGGGUCUGUCUAAGGACCUGCGUCUUCAGGCCAUGGUGAGUUUCGCAGCAGUGUGCGACACGGUGUGGAAUCAGAGAAACGCAAUCAUUCAUGGGGGGAAGUGUGGGGAUAUUCCUAGUCUGCUAACGGAAGUGUGGAGGAAAUUUGUUGAUUUUGGAGGGGACAAGGUAGGAGAGGUCUCGGAUUCCAGGAGUCAUUUGGUGACAAGGCCUUUGGUUCCUAAGGAAGGCUCCUCAAGCCUUGAGGCAGAGAUGAGUGCCAUUGGUCUAGCUGUGGAGGUAAUCGUUCAGAAGGAGUGGGUUGGUGCAGUGAUUCUCUCGGAUUGCCAAGUAGCAGUCACAGCUUUUGCUAAAAGGAAAUGUCCGGAUUGGAAAUUGACUGAUAAAUUUCUACAUAUUCUGGACCAGAUGUCGAAAUGCAGGGACUGCAAAUUAGUGUUUGUUAAGAGAGAUUUCCUGACUUUUGUUAAUAGCUUGGCUGUUCAAGCCAGGAAUGAAAGGCUAUGUAAGACCUUUUGUAUUGGGGAAGGAUUGCCCCUGUCAAUCCUAGUUUUCUGGUUUAAUCAAUGA
Cannabis sativa is the source of this 1173-nucleotide messenger RNA. RefSeq lists its product as uncharacterized. The record is from RefSeq and is a predicted model, not a curated record. Bases 1 to 1173 code for a protein of 390 amino acids. The transcript is spliced from 2 exons. NCBI's taxonomy places the organism in Eukaryota, Viridiplantae, Streptophyta, Magnoliopsida, Rosales, Cannabaceae. Gene Ontology annotation, molecular function: RNA-DNA hybrid ribonuclease activity; nucleic acid binding.